Paramecium sonneborni is the source of this 407-nucleotide messenger RNA. NCBI's taxonomy places the organism in Eukaryota, Ciliophora, Oligohymenophorea, Peniculida, Parameciidae. The record is from the annotation of a GenBank genome assembly.
GUUAGAUAAUGAUAUCAUAGUAAGUACAUAAAUAGCAACUCUAAUUUUAAUAGCAACCAAUCACUCCCACAUUACAUUUGAAGGGAAUCUUAUAAGAGUUACCUAGAGAAACUCUUUUCUAAAAGUACAUGAGAAGUAGACUUAAUAAGAAAUAGAAUCAUAAUCUGAAUAAAUCACCUGAAUUACUACCAUUGUAGCCUAAAAACAUUAUAAACUAAACUGCUUAUGUCAUUAAGAAUAAGUAAUGCUCACUCAAAAACAGAUUUAAGAAAUAUGUGACUGAGGUAGACAGCAUAAGUACAACAAAGACAGUUUAGAGAAGAAAUCCAUUCAUCAAAAAAAAAAAAAGUGAAAAUUGGAAUGAUAUAGAUGGAUGGAAUGUUAUUGAUGAAACCAUUUUAUAAUGA